Molecule: messenger RNA, 1767 nt
Organism: Aplosporella prunicola CBS 121167
Lineage: Eukaryota; Fungi; Ascomycota; Dothideomycetes; Botryosphaeriales; Aplosporellaceae
Exons: 2
Coding region: 142-1449 (435 amino acids)
Source: RefSeq, a predicted model, not a curated record
GCGUCUUUAUUGCUCUAACCCCUGGACGUGGUGCGGCAUGCUGUGGUAGCUUGGGCAUGGCCGCGUCGCUUCAGCUCCAACCACCCGCUUCCUCUGCCUUCUCGAUCCCGAUCCAUAAACACCCUCGCCUGAUCGCCCAUCAUGGCAAGCCAACAUCCGCCCCGUACGCCGCCGAUGAUGAGCCCCCGUCUGGAUCUCAAGCUCCAUGACUCUCCCUUUUCCGACUACUUUACCGACCGUUCCUCCUCCCCUCGUCUGACGCCCAGCAAAGCGCAGCGAUGUCUGUUGGAUCGCCUUACCCACAUCGCCGGUCAAAUCCUUCGCGGGGAGCCAGACUCCAUGCUCGCCGAGCACCUGCAAGAAAAUCUUGACGCGGUCCAUGACAUCCUCACCUCGCCCGACUUGCAAACACGCCAGUCGCCUGAGUUGGUCGACUCAGGAUUCGUCGACGGCAUCGACGACGACGACGACGACGACGACGACGACGACGAUGCCGACGUCUUGAGCAUAUCGAAGCAUUUGCAGGAGGUGGGCCUCGAGCUCCACGGUCGGAUAGAGAAUGGAGAUGAGGAAACUGAAAAGGAUGAACUGCUGGCCGAGCAGCAGGAUGUCUUGGAACGCAUGACCAAAUUAUCAGCCGAACUGCGUCAACGCUACAUGGACACCAAAGACAACUAUACUCUUCUCGUGGCGAAGCUUGAAAACGCUACAGCCGACUUAGCUUCCGCUCGUUCUGAAAAUGAAAUUUUGCGCGCAGACAACGAUUCUCUCCGUUCGGAUCUUCUUUUCGACUAUUCCGAAUUGCUGUUCUUGAAAGUCCAACUGAAGGUCCUGGAAGUGCGUUCUGCACCUCACAAGUUUGAGAAUGUCAACAGCGAGCUGCUAGAAAGCAUCGAACAAUGGAAGGAAGACUGGUUUAUGUUGGACGCACGCUUCCAUUCCCGCAAGGAGAAGGCUGGGAGUCUAGAGUUAAACAAUCUCUUGGAAGAGGGAGAACAGCUGGCUAUGGAAAUGAUGCAGAGCGUGGAGGAGGCUUCCAAGGCCAUGGAUUGUACAUCGCUUCCGGAACCCAGUAUGGGAGAUGCCCUUGCCGAGGAGACACCGCUGGAUAGCUUGUCAGGAGAAAAGGACUCCAGUCAUGACCAUGACCUCAGCGCGGAUUCUCUUCAUGAAGCGGAAACUGGGGCUUGCCGGUCUGAUGGAACUACGGUCGAGCAACCGGCAGGUGACUUUGCGAAUACCGACAGCCAGCAUGCUGCAUCCGAGGACAUAUGCACACCUCGCACUGAGCACACAGGCCAUUGCAAGAAAAGCCUUGAAGCCACCCCAACGCGGACGGCUGCCACCUCGAAUCCGGGCGUUCUCUCGACCAUUUGGGAUGCGCUCGCUGAUGCUACUGGCGUCGGUAUGUAUGAUCAUUUCUAUGACGAGUUCUGGGAGGAAGAUUGAGUCACGACACAGCCUGCAUUGUCGACGCUACCACGAUACACUUUUGCGCCUUAAUUUGCUACUCUGCGCCAAACUCGACGAAGUUGCGGGUGUUGGGGGCGUUUUGUUAGGUUUCAUGUUUUUUUGUUUGCGCGGAACUGUUGCUCCAUAACGAUGUCAUGCACGAUGCAGGAAGAUACCCUGUCCAGCGCUGUAAAAUUGAUCCGCUGGCUUUUUGUUAUUUUUAAACUCUAAACUGAACAUACACAUACACACACACGAGUCUCCAUAUCUUAAGUAACACUCGAGCUUCUCGAAGCGCGCAAAUAUAUUAUACGC